This is a messenger RNA of Penicillium manginii, 1416 nucleotides long. RefSeq lists its product as uncharacterized. Gene Ontology annotation, molecular function: N,N-dimethylaniline monooxygenase activity; NADP binding; flavin adenine dinucleotide binding. The transcript has 5 exons. NCBI's taxonomy places the organism in Eukaryota, Fungi, Ascomycota, Eurotiomycetes, Eurotiales, Aspergillaceae. The record is from RefSeq and is a predicted model, not a curated record. Bases 1 to 1416 code for a protein of 471 amino acids.
AUGUCUACUAAGGAUACUGCUUCCAGGAGCGUUGCUGUAAUCGGUGCCGGCCCCUCGGGCGCCAUUGCAGUAGAUGCCCUGGCGCAGGAGAAGGCAUUUCACACCAUCCGUGUCUUUGAACGCCAGGAAAAAGCGGGUGGAUGUUGGGUUUCAAGAGAUGAGCCACCACCACGAGUGGUUGAUUUCGAAGGAUUAGCUGCGCGUACAGCCGAUGCGCCACUGGAUAUUCCCAGCAGCUUACCUUGUCGAACACCGGCAAGCUCUCAAGAUCGCUUCACGGACUCGCCUGUCUAUCCUGGACUUGAAACGAAUGUGGACGCAGGUGUCAUGUCGUAUUCCCAGGAACCUAUUCCAACUAUUCGAUCACAGUGGUCUAUUGAUCGUCAUGGCCCUCAAACCCCGUUCCGUCACCACUCGGUGAUUCGGGGGUAUGUUGAGGACCUGUUUACUACAAAGGGCCACCACGGCUUGGUUCAAUACAACACCACCGUCGAGCAAGCGGUAAAGGAGCCCAGUACCCAAAAAUGGAUCCUCACUAUUCGCCGAAGGGAACUGCAUGAUGGUACCCCAUCUGAUUAUUGGUGGACGGAGCAGUUUGAUGCCGUCGUCGUGGCAUCUGGUCAUUAUGCAGUGCCGUAUAUUCCUACCAUUCCAGGGCUGGAAGAAUUCUCAACAAAAUAUCCCGGCAGUGUCGAACACACGAAGCACUACAGAGGUCCAGAAAAAUACCAGGGAAAGAAAGUCAUUACAGUCGGUGCGUCAGUAUCGGCCGCAGACACAGCGGUCAGCCUCAUCGAUACAGCACAAUCACCCAUUCACGCCGUCGUUCGCGGUCGAUACAACGUAUUCUUUGGAGAUGAUGCUUUCAAACAUCCCAAGAUCCAGCGACGAGCACCGAUCUCUCAAAUCAAUGCCGAAAGCCGAACUGUUUACUUCGAAGACGGUUCCUCCGAGUCCGACGUGGACAAUAUCCUCUUCGGAACCGGAUUCACAUGGACUCUCCCGUUCCUACCACACGUUCCUACGCGGAAUAAUCGAGUGCCUGAUCUUUACCAGCACGUCUUCUACCGCCACGAUCCAAGUCUGGCGUUCGUCGGAGCGGUCGGUGCGGGAUUAACAUUCAAAGUCUUCGAAUGGCAAGCAGUCGCUGCUGCCCGCGUUCUCGCCGAGCAAGAGAAAUGGGAGACGGAGCGCAUUGCGCUGAAGGGUGAUGGGCCCGCCUUUGCGGUGGUCAAUCCGGAUUUCAAGGAAUAUUUUGAAGACCUGCGACUUCUUGCGGGCGAGCCAGGUGAGGGAUUGCCUGGGCGGCGUUUACCGGUAUUUGAUCAGCGGUGGAAAGACGAUUUUGACUCUGGACAUGAGCGUCGCAAGGAGAUGUGGCGACGAGCCAACCGGGCGGCUUCUGGAGUGCUAUAG